Habropoda laboriosa is the source of this 1224-nucleotide messenger RNA. RefSeq names its product mitochondrial tRNA-specific 2-thiouridylase 1. Bases 28 to 1224 code for a protein of 398 amino acids. The transcript is spliced from 7 exons. Gene Ontology annotation, molecular function: sulfurtransferase activity. NCBI's taxonomy places the organism in Eukaryota, Metazoa, Arthropoda, Insecta, Hymenoptera, Apidae. The record is from RefSeq and is a predicted model, not a curated record. Gene Ontology annotation, biological process: tRNA wobble position uridine thiolation. Gene Ontology annotation, cellular component: mitochondrion.
UAUUUAUUACAAUAAAAGAGAUUCAGAAUGUUUAAAAAAGUAAUUGUAGGUAUAUCUGGUGGAGUUGAUAGUGCUGUAGCUGCAUUGAUUUUAAAAAACAAAGGAUUUAAUGUCACUGGAGUGUUUAUGAAAAAUUGGGACAUUAGAGAUGAAACAGGGAUAUGUCAAUCUGAAGGGGAUUAUGAAGAUGCACAACAGGUGUGCAAACAAUUAAAAAUUCCUCUUGUUGAAGCCAAUUUUGUAAAAGAAUAUUGGACUGAUGUGUUUAGCUAUUUAACAGAGGAAUAUGAGAAUGGAACUACACCAAAUCCUGAUAUUCUUUGUAACAAGUAUAUUAAAUUUGAUCAAUUUUUCAAGUUUGCACGUACAGAGCUUCAAGGAGAUGCUAUUGCAACUGGACAUUAUGUUCAAACUAGUUUUGGGCCAUGUCUUGAACAUUUUAAACCAAAUACUAAUGUCAAACUACUUCAAGGGAAAGAUAAAAACAAAGAUCAAACAUUUUUCUUGUCUCAAGUACAACAAGAAGCUCUACGAUAUUCCAUGUUUCCUGUUGGAGAAUACUUGAAAGGGGAUGUUAAAACAAUUGCUCAACAAGCUAAUUUGGAUAUAAUUCUUAAGAAGAAAGAAAGUAUGGGUAUAUGUUUUAUAGGAAAACGAAGGUUUAAGGACUUUAUAUCUGAGUAUUUGCCUGACAAACCUGGAAAUCUAAUAGACCUAGAUACUGGUAAAAUAAUUGGAAAACAUAGAGGUUUUCAUCAUUGGACUGUAGGUCAGAAACUGAAUCUUCCAAACUUCCCACUUGCAUACUAUAUAUACAAAAAAGAUAUUGAAACAAAUAAUAUUAUCGUAGUAGGAGGAACAGAUCAUCCAGCACUGUAUUCUGAUUUUGUAGUAACAAAUACCCCUCAUUGGAUAUCAUCUGAACCAAGUGAAUUUAGUAGCUUUAAAUUAUUUGAUUGUGAUUUUCGUUAUCAACAUAGAGAUACCUUAAUACCUUGUACAAUCCAUCAAAAUUCAAAGAAUCAAUUACUGAUUCACGUUAAUCAACCAUUGAGAGCAAUUACAGAAGGACAGUUUGCUGUCUUGUACAAAGGAGAAGAGUGCCUAGGAAGCGCCGUAAUAACAUUCUGUGGUCCAUCGUACUUUUCACUUAAAGAAGAAGUACCACCCCAGAUGUCUGAUGAAAAACUGAAACCAAAAAACAUAUCGGACACGAGUAUGUAA